CUCUGCUCACUGGGCUAACUAAAGCCCAUCAACAAGCUAGUUAGCAGUAAGCUGAGAUGAUGAACGAAAUCGGCGAUGCUCUCGCAACAAGAGAAUAUGCAUUAGUAUAGCUAACUGAGAGCUUCCCCGGUGCACUGACAAUCACUAUCAAGCUCAGGACCGUUUCAGGUGGUUGUAAUUAGCUGCUUCAUUCAUGCAGUCGCCGGUGCGCUGGGGGGUUUGAGCUCCGAGUGGCGGGGAAGCUCAGUCAUCAGCUCGCUGGGACAACUGGGACAACACGGCUCACUCACCGAGUAGGAGCAUGGUGGUCCCGGACAGUGCCAGCGUGGCCCCCCAGCCUGACAAUGGCUGCCCCACUGGCCUAAUGGAGAGCUCCAAGCCCGGGUGUGAAGAGGAGGUGGAGGGGGGUCAAGACCUGGCUGGGGUGGAGCUGGAGGAGGUCCGAAAGCUGCAGGAGCUAGUUCGUAGGUUGGAGGUCCAGAAUGAGACCCUGCGCAACAGGGGCAGCAAGACGAACAUCCACAGGGGGGGCAACAGCAACCUCACAGGCGCUGUCAAUAUCAAUGAGAGGCUGACUUGUGAAGGGGUGACCAACUCCCAUCUCAGGUUGGAGUGCAGUGGUGAGAUGGGCAGCACAAACUUUGAGCUGUCACCCCCUCAGGACAGCAGCAGCGGCGAAGAGAUGUCCCCUCUGCCUGUGGCCAACGUUCUGGAGGAAGAGAAUGAGGUGGAAGAGGAGGAACAGGGUCCGUGUGGGGGCUUUCUCACCUUGACUUGCAGCAACGGAGCGGGACAGUCCCAGGGGCAAAGCCUGACGCCAGAGAGCCCCUCUCAGGAAAGUUAUGAGUCAGAGACACUUGCAGAGGGUGAUUCAGGGGUGGACCAAACUGCACUGGAUGAAGUGGAUGUCCUAGAUUUGGAGGAUGAGUGUGCGGAAGUAGAGGACGAGGACAGUUGGUUGUAUGUGUCUCCGAAAAAGCAAGUAGCAGAUCCAGGCCCAGAGUCUCCUUUGAAAUGGUGUCGGCAGGCUCUUGACCACCGCAGCCCAGAGACAGAACUAGCUUGUCGGACCCUGAUCAGCCGCCUGGACCAGACGUCUCGAUGGAGGAACAUGUACAGUAGCCCGUCAGCAGAGGCAGGCUCGGCAGGCUCAGGCCUGAUCUCUCCUGGGUACCACAAAUCAACUAACAAAUCCCUACUAACCUGUGGCAGCUCAGGUGUCCCAAGCAUGCAGUCAGCCCUGAGUUCGCAGUCCUCCAUAGACAGCGAGCUCAGCACAUCAGAUGACUCCAUCUCGAUGGGCUAUAAGCUGCAGGAUCUCACAGAUGUCCAGAUCAUGGCUCGCCUACAGGAAGAGAGUCUGAGGCAGGAUUUUGCUUCCAGCUCAGCGUCUGCAUCACGCCGCAGCUCCACAGCCUCUCUGCAGUCCUUGCGCCGGGGGGGCACCUACAGCGAUCAGGAAUUUGACAGUUACAGCCUGGAGGACGAAGAGGAUGACUUCUGUUCUGUGCCCCAGCGACGACAUCGCUUCACCCCCUCGCCCUUAGGCUCACCACGUUGCCUGUCUCCCUCCACCUCCAACCACGGUCAGGAAUACAGCAUCCGACUCGGGGCCCCACGCACAAGAACACCCAGACGAUCUCUCCAGGGCCCCAGUGCGGAGCUGCUUAAAUUUGCCAGGAGUGAAGAGGAGUUGAGGCACAGCAUGCCUAAUCUGGCCCCCCGCACCAGCCUACGUUCCCUGGAGGCAGUCAGAAACAGCCGCAGCAUGGAGGCUAACCUCCAGAGCUCUGGCAACCGCAUGUCCCAACUGACUCACUCCCCCUCCACAGGUAUGGCUUGUAGUCGGCUGCGUAGCAAUGGCCAGUCCCCUCUCUCCCUGCGGACUCCAGUUAAAGCUGUCACUCCUGUGGGCUCCAUGGCAGCUGGUCGUCAGCCUUCCAGAGGUCUGCCUGUUGUCCAAGCACCCUCUGCAGGAGGGGGCCGCAGGGUCCAGUCCCCGGGCUCUGCCAAUGGCGGAGGCUACAUACCCGGGAGAGCCUCCACUGGAGUGGGGAGGUCUGCUGUGGGCCGAGGACAGGCUGUGCCAUCAGCAUCCACCAGGAGUAAACUUUCACAGCCCCCCCAGAGGUCUUUGGGCAUGACUAAAAUGUCAGAUGAAUCCUGGAAAGAUGGCUGUUACUGAGUCUAGUCCGUGAUGAAGGAUCUUCACUGCUGCAACCCUCACCUGACCUCUACCCAUUACCUUUCAUAGUACAAAGAAAACAGCCACUGUGUCCACAAAUGUGUCAUACAACCUUUUGGUCCCCCAUUUCAGACUGGAGCGCUGGGCUGCACUGGAUUUGUAGUUAACUCAUCUCUUUCCCUCGCAUGAAACAUUGUCAACCCACACACAGAGAAUGUGUAGGCAGACAUGAAGGCACACAUGCACACUCUACUUGUGAUAUGGACCAAUUCAGAGCUUCCAGAAGAUGCGUUUGUGUCAAUUUUACUUAUUUUUCUAAGGUAAUUGUGAGAAACUGCUGGAAUAUUAAAGGUUGUAUUACUGUUCUGGUGAUGUAAUUGCUAUGAAGACAAUUUAAAUGAAGAUAUUGGUGGUUUGUUAAUUUUCUGUGUGAAUUCCUACUAGAUGAAGGUGCUGAGUGUUGCAUGCUUGGUUUUGUUUGUUCUCACCCCUACAGCCUUUUCAUCAUUGUAUAGCUGCAAUAUGACAAAUCUUUGAUGUGUCCUACAACGAUCAGUGUGAAUUAAUGAAUUUUUGGUUCAUUGUGAAACUAUCAAAUAGAUUUGUUCUUUAAUUACACAACAAUGCAACUCCUGUAAACCACACUGCCCUUAGAAAUGAUAUAAAAAAGGAAAAAUAUUGUUUGUGCCAAGAUGCAUUUCGGCUGCAGCACUCUUUCUUAUUCGUUUUUAAGUAACCUUGAUUCAUUAAAGGUGCUGUUACGGUACUGCGUUUUCCAGGCAUUUUUACUGCAUAUCUGGAGGUGGUUUUGAGUGUUUGGUUUGGAUACCACUGUAAGAAAAGAAGAAAACUACAAGAAAAUGUUUAUGCACGAAGGCCAUGUGCCUUAGACAGCUAUGCACCCUCAUACAGAGUGCCUCCGAAAAUUAGCUGUAAUAAAAAUGAAUAAUAAAGUCUACCCUGAAACUAUA
Micropterus salmoides (largemouth bass) is the source of this 3156-nucleotide messenger RNA. Its product is annotated as SLAIN motif-containing protein-like. Gene Ontology annotation, cellular component: microtubule plus-end. Gene Ontology annotation, biological process: microtubule nucleation; cytoplasmic microtubule organization; positive regulation of microtubule polymerization. The record is from RefSeq and is a predicted model, not a curated record. NCBI's taxonomy places the organism in Eukaryota, Metazoa, Chordata, Actinopteri, Centrarchiformes, Centrarchidae.